Molecule: messenger RNA, 3379 nt
Organism: Clupea harengus (Atlantic herring)
Lineage: Eukaryota; Metazoa; Chordata; Actinopteri; Clupeiformes; Clupeidae
Gene: zfp91
Product: ZFP91 zinc finger protein, atypical E3 ubiquitin ligase
Biological process (GO): regulation of transcription by RNA polymerase II
Cellular component (GO): nucleus
Molecular function (GO): transcription coregulator activity
Source: RefSeq, a predicted model, not a curated record
CUGUUGGUGCUGCAUGGGUGUUGCUCAUGAGGUCACCCUUGCUUUAUUUUUGCUUAAAGGAGACGCGACAAAGCGCACUGGAAGACGACGGUAUAGAGGCGUGCAAAUAGUGUGGUUUGCUAUAGCUUUAAGAACAUAAAAAUAGUGUCGGGUUCUUUAAAAAUGAAUUUUGCAUAGUUAUCAUAGAUAUUAAAUAAGUUUUGAGCAAAUGUUAAAUAAAUAUAUGCAUCUGAUUUUCAGCAGAGACUGAAGCCCUCAGUGAAACAUGUUUGCCAGUCGGAUUAGGGCCUUUAAUAAUCAAACUGUUACCUUAUUUUACACUCAACCUUUCUGCCUUCUCAAACCAAGAAAUUAUAAUUAACUCUUCGGGACUAAAGGUAGGAUACAUUAUAAUAUAUCCGCGGUUAUGGAACCGCAAAUGUCUGAAACAGUCGGUAACAAAGAGGAGAGGCAGCUAGCAAUAGCUAAGGAGGAGGCCGCGCAAACAUCCCCGUCCCAGGGUGCCGUGUCCAGCCCGCGGAGAGCAUUAAGAGGACGCGGAGCAUAUCGCCUUAAGACCGAGGUUUCCAACUCGCCAAAUAGGAACGGCGCUGCAUCGAGCACCCCCGCGUCUGGUCGGGUUUUACGUGACCGAUCAACCCGAGCAGUGCCGGCUUGGAGGCUUAACGAGGCCAGCGAGGAUACGGAGGAGCCUGGCCGUGAUCCCGAUUCUAACCGACGGAGAAAACCUGCAAAUCCUCGGCGGCGAAGAAACACUGCAGCUGCUAGCACCACAGAGGUGGGCAGUGAGACUGGGGAUUAUUCCAGGCCGGCUACAGGUGAAGAAAGUAAAAGGGAUUCCACAGUUACACGAGCCCCUCGCUCUAGACGAAGCCAGGCUCAGGGCCGAUCAAAGACCCCCUCCACUCGGCAGGCUGGUGGGUCACCCAGGGUGGUCUGUAAAAGUGAGCCAGACGCUGACACAUUCUGUGUUGUGACAGAUAAGACAGCUGGGAGGAAAGCAGUGGGCAAGGAAAAGAAGGAGGAUGAGGACUGUUCUGAGAAAGCACAUCUCCCUGAGGAGGAAGAGGAACCACCAUUCCGAGCUGACUCACAAGACCAGAACUACCACCCUCAGUCUCAGAGUGGAGGAGAGGAGGGGUUAAGCAGUGAUGAAGACGUACCCUUCAGGGACGACCUGAAUGACCAGAGCUAUGACCCAAAGGCUGAGAGGGACCCACAUAAACCAAGGCGCAAGCACCCUUCCCGAAAUAAGGAGAGAAAAGAAAGAGCUCCACCCAGAGACAAGGAACCUGAGAUAAAGACAGAGGGUGGUGAAAGUGGAGAUGUGAAGCUGGAAAAUGAGUUUGGAGAAGUCGCAGAGCCACCCAGGAAGAGGGGUAGGCGGCGAAAGGAUGACAAAAGUCCUCGGCUUCCAAAAAGAAGGAAGAAGCCACCAGUGCAGUAUGUGCGCUGUGAGAUGGAAGGGUGCGGGACUGUGCUGGCUCACCCUCGCUACCUUCAGCACCAUAUUAAAUAUCAACACUUGUUGAAGAAAAAGUAUGUGUGUCCUCACCCCUCUUGUGGUAGACUGUUCCGGUUGCAGAAACAGCUUCUGCGUCACGCCAAGCACCAUACAGAUCAGAGAGACUACAUCUGCGAGUUCUGUGCUCGUGCCUUCAAAAGCUCACACAACCUGGCUGUGCAUCGUAUGAUUCACACUGGGGAGAAACCACUGCAGUGUGAGAUCUGUGGCUUCACAUGUCGCCAGAAGGCAUCUCUGAACUGGCACAUGAAGAAGCACGAUGCUGACGCCUUCUACCAGUUCUCCUGCGGCAUUUGUGGCAAGAAGUUUGAAAAGAAGGACAGUGUGGUGGCCCAUAAGGCCAAAAGCCACCCAGAGGUGCUGAUCGCUGAAGCACUAGCCGCAAAUGCCGGGGCCCUCAUCACCACCCCUGGAGCUCUGCUAGAGGCCUCCUCCUCUAACCCGGUGUCUGGGGUGGAGCAGCAGCAGCAGCAGCAGCAGCAGCAGCAGCAGCAGCCAGAGACCCAGGUGGUGGUUGUGGGCGAGGACACCCAUACCCUCCAUACCAUGCAGGUCCCAGUCACACUCGCCAUGCAGCCCGCCACUGAGGACGAGGGUAACAGCGUCAGCUCGCAGGAGCACCAGGCGUCUCAUGCUGCUCUGCCUGCCCACACCCACGCGCUGCAAAUGCCCCUUCAGUUUGUGUCCACGGUCUCACCGACUGUCACUCAGGCUCCCCAGAUCCACCAGCUGACCCUGCACUCCGGCCAGACUCUUGUGACCCAGCAGAAGCACCAGCCACAGCAGAUCACCCUGCAAGCCUACAGUCCACAGAUGCAGACACAGAUCCUCCAUAUGACCUUCCAGCCUGUGGCCCAGAGUGUUCCCGCACAGCAGCAGCAGGCUCACAUUCAGCAGCUUCCCUUGCUCUCAGCCACCCCUCAACAGCAGCUUACCCUCCAGCCAGUGGCCCAACAUCAGCAGCAGCAAAGUCAAGCUGUCCAGAGGGCCCCAGACCCAGGGCACCCUGCGAACCCCACUCUCCUCACCCAAGUAGUACAGGAGGACCCCACUGACUGCCGGGAGACUUUGGGGUUUAGCCAUGACCCAGCACCUUCUUCCUCCUCCCCCCCUCCCUCUAAUUCUUCCUCUGCUCAAGAGCCAGGAGACACAGGUGUAGUGUGGGAGGGGGGCGAGAAUGGGGAAACGGGGGACAUUGGAGGGGUUUGGGAAAGGAGCAGUGAAGGGGGAGGGCCGGUUUUGACCCAUGGAUCAGAAGGUCAGGUACAACAUGGACUCAUAUAGAUAGCAGGUAUGAAUGAUGUGUAGAGAAAGAAGAGAUGAGUCUGGAAUUCUGUCAAGCAAAUAUUUAACCAACAAACUCACUAGAGAUCCAGUAGGAUUCGGUCAGACAUUUUUGCCUGAUGUGACAUUCUGGCCUAAAUGAAGACUUCAUACCCCGAUCCCAUCUUCUUACUGUACCCUUAUGACACAAAACCGUAUAGGAUCACAAAUAUCUUGUAUGUAAUCAGCGUAACAUUUGGUAGGUUUUUAGAACAGUCUGUAUCAGGGAAAAUUGUGUUUAAGUUGUCAUUGUUUUUUGUACAUAAACAGUUUUAGUCCUCUAUAACCAUCACAAUAUUGUGUGUGUGUUUAGUUGAUUGAAAGACACUGGGUAUCUGGAUUUUCAAUAUAAAAUAUGGAAGUCCACUGGCAUAUCUGCCAUGUAUCCUUCUUUUUUCAUUCUGACUUACCCGCUUUGUUACUUCACACCUGUGGAUUACUGUGUAUUUACUUGCUAAAAUCACAUCAGAAAGCACCAAAAGAACAUAUAUUUAUUAACCACAUCAGAAUGAAAUAAAAGCUGCAAUAGAA